Asterias rubens (European starfish) is the source of this 2684-nucleotide messenger RNA. RefSeq names its product ubiquinone biosynthesis O-methyltransferase, mitochondrial-like. The record is from RefSeq and is a predicted model, not a curated record. Lineage: Eukaryota; Metazoa; Echinodermata; Asteroidea; Forcipulatida; Asteriidae. Gene Ontology annotation, biological process: ubiquinone biosynthetic process. Gene Ontology annotation, molecular function: 2-methoxy-6-polyprenyl-1,4-benzoquinol methyltransferase activity. The transcript is spliced from 5 exons. Bases 512 to 1321 code for a protein of 269 amino acids.
GGGAAGACACAGCUCUUGUUGUUGGUGAGCUGUGUUCGUUUUACCAUGUUAACGUCGGUCUUUUAAAGAUAGUCAAACAAAAACAUCAUUUAAAACUAUAGAGAGCCUUACCUGAACCAGCCCUACAAUCGACAGUUGCGAUAACGUAAAACCCUCCUCCCGACGGCGGAGGAGGGUUAUGUUAUCGCAACUAAACCAGCCCAACAAACACAUGACAAAAGAUUCAGAAAAAGACAUCUCAAUUCAGUGGUAUUAUAAUUAAAGAAUAGAGAUGGUAAGAAGAAAAGUAGAGUAGAGUGAAGCUUUUAUUUCAGUUUCACAGAAGAGCACAUUAAACAGAUUCCCUUUAUUAUUAAACCUAUAAUGGUCAGGGACUCUGGCUGAACGGGUUCGGCUGACCUGAACUACUUGUGAAUUGCAACCCUCAUCUCUUGACAGCCUGAGGGAGGAGGGUUGUUACGUAUCGCAAGGCUGAACAAGAUUGGAACAAGCAUCUUAUUCAACCCUUGGGAUGCAUCGGUCCCUGCACACAACAGUGGUUGAGGAGGAGAUAUUGAAGUUCCGUAGACUGUCUGAAUCUUGGUGGGAUGAGAAUGGUGCAUUCCAGGCAUUACACAGCCUCAACGAUCUACGCAUACCACUCAUUAGAGAUGGUCUGGUCAGAAAAGGUCAAGGGUCAGGUCAAACUUUAGCCAGGCCACAACCACUCACUGACUCUGUCAUCUUGGAUGUUGGAUGUGGAGGAGGAAUUCUUUCAGAGCCAUUGGCCAGGCUAGGAGCAAGAGUGACUGGUAUUGAUGCUGCAUUGGAGAACAUUGAAGUGGCUCAACAACAUGCUUCUCAUGAUCCUUUGUUACACAGAGGACUGAGGUAUAUGUGUAUAACAGCAGAGGAACUAUUAGAGACAGAGAGAGGUGUGUUUGAUGCAGUUGUUGCGUCUGAGGUGCUGGAACAUGUUAGUGAUGUAGAGGGGCUGGUAGCGACGUGUUCACAGUUGACUAAGCCUGGAGGUUCGAUAUUCUUCACCACUAUUAACAAGACGUGGCUGUCCUAUGCUUUAGCAGUAAUUGGGGCUGAGGACAUAGCGAGGGUUGUACCACAUGGCACUCAUGACUGGACUAAGUUUAUCCCUCCAGAUGAUUUGCAGAGGUUUCUUGAAGCAAAUGACUGUAACAUGAGAUUAGUGCAUGGGAUGAUUUUGAAUCCAAUCACAAUGCGCUGGUCAUGGGGGUCUCCCAAGGCAUGUAACUAUGCCAUCCAUGCUAUCAAGAAUGAUAGAUCACAAACGGACUUUGAUGAAAUUGAGGAAACACAAAGUUGACUCCAUGGGUCAGACUCUCCUGAGAUGAUUUAAGAAUCCUCCAAUGCGCCAACAGAGGGCAGUAUUCCACACCAAACCUUAACUUGCUGUACUUCACUAGCUCCAAUCAACCCGAGGAUCAUCUUGAAGACAGUAUACAACAUGCAGAAAACCAUGAAUAAUAAGUUUCCAUCUUCUGAUGUUCUCGACCUCGGCCAACCCUUGCAACAGGGUCUCUUCUGGAAGUCCAAUUUGGUCUUCCCUUGCACUACCAGGAGGAGUACCGGGACUUUGCUUCCCUUGCACUACCAGGAGGAGUACCGGGACCUUGCUUCCCUUGCACUACCAGGAGGAGUACCGGGACCUUGCUUCCCUUGCACUACCAGGAGGAGUACCGGGACCUUGCUUUUGCUCAAACCAUGGAAUUCUUUAUGUCCAUCUGGAAGGCUUCAUCUCUUGAGCAGUUUAAGGGACUCUAAGAAAAACUAUAAAUACAAAUAAAUAUGAAUAGUAAACUUGUGGGUACAACCAUGAGUAAGAUCUCUUUUGAAGGAGUGGUGGCUCUGAAAAGAGCUGGUUUGGUCUCGACGUUUCGAACAGUACACUCGUUUCGAACAGAACAGUCUUCAGGAGAAGCGACUCUAUUAACUACCAGUCAAGAACUAUCGAUCACCAUCCAACCUGCCAACAGAGGGCAGUAUUUAAUUGGGUAGUGCUAUCUACCACAGACAGUCCUAAAACCACAAGGCUGAUGAUAACAACUGACUGUUAGCAGCUGUCUGCCUAACCAAUCAAUCAAUUGUUAAAUUAAUAAGGCGCUAAUCCAACAGUCAUUGGUCAUGGCGCUGUACAAUAAGCUAAACAAAAACAGUUUCAUUCUUCAUAACUACUACAGUAGGCACACAAACUUCCAGCAGAGUUUUUAGUGCAGACAAUAUAAACAAGUACAUUUUCCUACUUUAAUUAGCAACCAAAUUUGCUUACCAGUGAAUGGGUUUAAAGUCCAAGGCUAAGGCAUAAUAAAAGAAAUUGUACAUCAGCCCAACUGGUGUUUUACCAUUGAAAAAUAACAAUCAAAACAAAUUUUAUAUCAGACAAAAAGAGUGUAAUAAAUUUAAUGUGAGUUUUGGGAUGAAAUAAAAUGUAAAAUAUGUAGACCGUAUUGAAUGCGACUAUAUCAUUCAAAUAGCCUGUCCCACAACAUGGCGCGGGGUGUGCGUGUGGGCGGUACGCUGCAUGCUUCAUUGAUAUAUGCAUUUAGACACACCCAUACAGUCUGCCCUAACAUAUGGCCACUUUCAUAGCAACAAAGGAGUUAUUUGAUAUUGUCUAUUGUUUCUGUAACUGUAUUGAGAAACAAUAAAAUAGCAUAUAUAGAAUGUUU